AAAAAUAAUAAUAAAUUGUGUUAAAAAUCCGAAAAUUUAAAAUUCCUAAAUCCUUCAACACAACGAAAUGGCCUUCGCUUACUAUAUCCCCGACCAGGCUACGCUAUUGCGGCGCGCCAACCUGCAGGAGCAGCAAAUACUACGCGCUCGCCAAGCCUAUUGGCGUUUUGUGCUAACCCUAAUCUGGGAUUUGUUGCAUCAGUAUGUGCAGUAUGAGCGCCAAAGCAUGGGAAGAUGUCGACUACCCAGAUUUCUCCAUUGAAAGACAACACAGCGCACACUUGAGUGGGAGUCAAGUUCAACAAAGAAACGAAAAGCACCAAAAAAUAUAUGCAUACUUUAAACAAAUCGUAUUUAUAUUUAAAUUAAAUAGUUUAAAAUUCGC
Molecule: messenger RNA, 385 nt
Organism: Anastrepha obliqua
Lineage: Eukaryota; Metazoa; Arthropoda; Insecta; Diptera; Tephritidae
Product: cell death protein rpr
Exons: 1
Coding region: 68-262 (64 amino acids)
Source: RefSeq, a predicted model, not a curated record